This is a messenger RNA of Medioppia subpectinata, 1464 nucleotides long. Lineage: Eukaryota; Metazoa; Arthropoda; Arachnida; Sarcoptiformes; Oppiidae. The record is from the annotation of a GenBank genome assembly.
AUGAAAACUAAACUCUGGACUCCAGACUCGAGACAAAUUGCCAAUAAAUUGCUAAUCAAUUCGUAUGAAAAGCAAAGAUAUAAUAUUAAUAAUGGCUAUAAAGAAGAGAUUUUGAACGGCUAUAGCGAUGAAGACAAUGGAUAUUAUAGAGACCAUUGGCGCGGAGGCAUCGAAGCCAUUGAUCUACUGACGAGUCCUAAGUAUUAUCCGGGAGUCCGAAGGGAUGGCCAAACAGAGGGGCCUUUAGAUCUGGAGUGUCUUUAUUACGAUCAGUUUGAGUGCAAUUCAUCCGCAGAACAUAAUUCACAUAAAAGAGAAACUUUCAGUUCUUCGACCGCUUCUCAAAGAUAUCAUUGCGAAAGUCAGUCAACAUAUUGUGGUCAACAAAGUGUGGCUCAAACGCAACCAUUGGAUCCAAACCUCGAGAGUGUGAUCGACGACGCGAUUUCGUUGGAGUCUUCGUUCAAGUCUUUGGAUUCAAACAAUUCCUCGCUUUCGGCACAAUAUAUGCCAAACACUUGCGAAUGGAUUGACUGUUACUCUGUAUUUAAAAGUCAAGAGGAAUUAGUAAACCACAUCGAAAAGUUUCACAUCGAUCAGAGGCGCAACAACGAUGAGUUUACUUGCUUUUGGAUGUCGUGUCCUCGAAAUAAACGACCCUUUAAUGCCAGAUAUAAAUUAUUAAUACAUAUGAGAGUACAUUCCGGCGAAAAGCCCAACAAAUGCACAUUUGAAGGCUGUGUUAAAGCAUUUUCACGUUUGGAGAAUCUAAAGAUCCACACGAGAUCUCAUACCGGGGAACGACCCUAUGUUUGCCAGUUUGACAAUUGCAACAAAGCUUUCAGUAAUUCAUCCGAUCGGGCAAAACAUCAGAGAACACAUAUCGACACUAAACCAUACGGAUGUCAAGUCCCUAAUUGUGGUAAAAAAUAUACGGAUCCGAGUUCUCUAAGAAAACACAUGAAAAAUCAUUUACAGAAAACAGACAAAAGAAAAAAGACUUCGAGUACAUCAACACUUUCAUCGAGACCUGAAGACAUCUCAACGCGUGAUAUGUAUAGAAGUAAUAGAAGUCUUAGCUCUUCGUUGAACUCGUCGUUUAACGGAAGCAUUUCGAGCGCAUUAUCGCAGUCGUGGGGAGGCAUGAGUUCGCCCCUCAGCUCGUCCUGUGUUUCCCGUAAUUUCAAUACAGAGACGCCUAAAAUGAUGAGACCUCUAUCGAUGGCCAGUUCAUACAAUGCCGGCCCUUCUGGCGGACAAUUCUGGCAAAAUGAUCGACAAAAUGGUCACAACAUUCAUAACACUUAUGAUCACACAAAUAGUUUGGCCAACAUAUUGGCCAACACAUCAAUUCAGGGAUUAACUAAUCAACAUAUUUCUAAACUAUUAGCUCCUAUUCCUAACAGUCCCGACGCACAGGCCUUCACUCAAACCAUUGAUAGCACGUCCACUUAUUAUCAAUAA